This is a messenger RNA of Solanum pennellii, 1880 nucleotides long. Its product is annotated as UDP-glucuronic acid decarboxylase 4-like. Gene Ontology annotation, cellular component: cytoplasm. The coding region runs from base 317 to 1591 and encodes 424 amino acids. The record is from RefSeq and is a predicted model, not a curated record. Gene Ontology annotation, biological process: D-xylose metabolic process. NCBI's taxonomy places the organism in Eukaryota, Viridiplantae, Streptophyta, Magnoliopsida, Solanales, Solanaceae. Gene Ontology annotation, molecular function: NAD+ binding; UDP-glucuronate decarboxylase activity. The transcript is spliced from 8 exons.
AACAAAAACAAGAAAUACAUGGUUAGACUUGGUCAUAAUACAUUAGGGAUCUAAACAUUUUAAAAAGAAUCUUUUAAUCUUAACAUAGACUAUAGUAAAGAAAGCUAAGGUUAGCUUACACAGGUAGAAAGGUAGAGUUAUUAAAAGCCAUUAAUUAAUUAGUUGAGUCAUUUUCACAGAAAGUAACAACUUUAGAACAAUUCAAAGCAAUUCCAUGACUCAUUCCUUUUUACAACCCACAUAUCGGAUCUCUUAUUACACCCAUCGAUCCAUAUUCCAAAACCAAAAAAACAAAAAAUUUUAAAAAUUGUCCAGCAUGGGAGCUGAACAUCUUGAGAAAACUAGUGUAAAAAAACACACGAUGAUUAGCAAGAAGGCUUUAUCUUCUUCCAUCGUUAAUUACGUGCUUGGAGAGCAGCGACUCAUCUGUUUAUUCAUCGGAAUCAUUGUUUCAGUUUCCGCUCUCAGUGUCAUUAAUCUCUCCCCGCGUACCAUCAGCAGUGCUUCUGUGUCCGUUGAUCAUGUCUCAUCAACUCCGAUUCCUCGAAGAAUAACGUAUGAGUUGGUUGAUCAUGAUCAAUCUAACCGCAACAUUAAUGCAGGUGGAAAGGUGCCGUUGGGAUUGAAGAGGAAGAAUUUGAGAGUAUUGGUAACAGGUGGAGCAGGGUUUGUGGGGAGCCAUUUGGUGGAUAGGUUGAUAGAGAGAGGGGAUAGUGUGAUUGUGGUUGAUAAUUUCUUUACUGGUCAGAAACAGAACUUGUUGCACCAUCUCAAUAACCCUAAGUUCGAGUUGGUUAGGCAUGAUGUGGUGGAGCCUAUCUUGCUUGAAGUUGAUCAUAUUUAUCAUUUGGCGUGCCCUGCUUCUCCUGUUCAUUACAAGUAUAAUCCCGUCAAGACCAUUAAAACAAAUGUGAUGGGAACAUUGAACAUGUUGGGGCUGGCAAAAAGAGUAGGAGCUAGAUUUCUGAUAACUAGCACAAGUGAAGUGUAUGGUGAUCCUUUGCAGCAUCCUCAAGUUGAAACUUAUUGGGGCAAUGUUAACCCUAUUGGUGUCCGAAGUUGUUAUGAUGAAGGAAAGAGAACAGCUGAGACUUUGGCCAUGGAUUACCAUAGAGGACUUAACGUUGAGGUUAGAAUUGCUAGAAUUUUUAACACAUAUGGACCGCGUAUGUGCAUAGAUGAUGGUCGAGUUGUGAGCAAUUUCGUUGCACAGGCAUUGAGAAAGCAACCAUUAACUGUUUAUGGAGAUGGGAAGCAAACUCGAAGUUUCCAAUAUGUUUCUGAUUUGGUAGAAGGAUUGAUGAGAUUGAUGGAAGGAAAUCAUGUAGGUCCUUUCAAUCUUGGCAACCCUGGUGAAUUUACCAUGCUUGAACUAGCUAAGGUAGUACAAGAAACAAUAGAUCCAAAUGCAAAGAUAGAAUUUAAGCCAAACACAGAAGAUGAUCCCCACAAAAGGAAGCCAGACAUUUCAAAAGCAAAACAACUUUUAGGAUGGGAACCAACAGUCUCCCUUCGACAAGGAUUACCUCGCAUGGUUGAUGACUUUCGACGACGUAUAUUUGGCGAUGAUAAGCUCGAUUCUGGCUUAUAGUAAAUAGUACUACUAUACUAUUAUACUCUUUCCAUAAUAUGGUUAUGGAUGAAACAAAGAUCAUUAGUUGAAGAUGAAUACGUACAAUUACUUAUAUAGGUUAUAUAGACUAUACUUUUUUUUUCAUUAAUAAUUAUUUCGGAAUAAAGUUCUCCGUUAAAAGAGGAUAAUUGAAUUGUUUUCUGUGUACUAGAGGAUAUUUGAUUUGGGAGGUGUGUUUCUGUGUAUUAGUUAAAUCAAGAACAAUAGUUUUGAAUGUCAUUGAUGAGAAUAUAGUGAGACUUUUAUA